UUUUGUGACGUAAUAGAAAUAUGACGUCAUCAAAAAACAGAUACAAAAAAAAACUAAGAUAAUAAUAAUAUUGUUUGGCAAACUGCUUUUUGUAUGAAAUUUAUAGAUACUAUUUCUGAAAUAUGGCGUUUUUUAAAGCAAUACCCAGUCUUCCAUUAUUUCCGGCGGAUGACAAUAAAGUGUUCAGCCACGUUGGUCUUGAAAGAAUACACCAGGAAGUACAAACAGACCAAUCAUCGCACGUCUACGUGUCACGUGAUGUGUUUACCCAAUCAGAUAUAGAUACGUUAUAUGAAGGCGCUAGGUCACAAAAUGAACCUGAACAGAGCGGGAAAAUGUCAUAUAUAAAUUCUUGCACAAAGGCAAAGAUUUUCCACUUAAUGUUUUACUUCCUACCAAUCGUAACAGUCCUCCAGAAAUACUGUUUUGAUUUCAGGAACAAGAUUAUUGGAGAUUUUAUGGGUGGGAUUUCUGUAGCCUGUUUACAUUUCCCACAAGGCUUAGCGUACGGUUUACUGGCGUCACUAACACCUGUUGAAGGCCUAUAUUCCUCAUUCUUUCCGAUACUCUUCUACACAAUAUUCGGAACCUCUCAGCACAUGUCGUUUGCAACUGAUUCUGUUAUAGCUAUCCUCACGGCAGAAGUGAUUGAUACCCAAGUGAAAAGUAGCUUUCUUCCAAAGUUUAAUAUUUCUGUUGUACAUGCCACUCAUACAAUGAAAACUGAAUUGUUAAACUACCGGAUAGUUGUUUCGGCUGCGUGCACCUUCGUUUGUGGGAGCGUUUUGGUGGUCAUGGGAAUAUUUCGACUGGGGUUUCUGACAUCAUAUCAGUCGAAAUCUUUUAUUGGAGGAUUUACGUUUGCAGCGGCUUUCCAUAUAUUCACGAGUCAAAUACCGAAAGGGCUUGGCAUUGAAAUUCCACUAGUUAAAGGAAUUGGGAAACUGGUUUAUACUUUUAAGUACAUAUUUGAGGACAUAAGAAACACUCAUGUUCCAUCUCUGAUUAUUGUUAUAUUGUGUGUUAUAUUCAUCGUAUUUAUCAAGGAUUUUAUCAAUGAAAGGUAUAAGAGAAAGCUUAGAGUUCCAGUACCAGCAGAUUUACUGACAAUUAUCAUCGCAACAAUAAUUUCAACAUACACAAACCUUGAAAAGAAAUUUGGUAUUGAAGUAGUUGGUUCUAUUCCCGUCGGCAUACCUGAUCCUAAGCUACCAGACGUUAGCUUAUAUGUUGAAAUAUUUCCGGAAUGCUUUCAGAUGGCGUUGCUUAUAUUUUUUCUUAGCAUUGCCAUGGCAAAAGUAUGCGCGGAACAGAAUGAAUACGAAAUUAAUGACAAUAAAGAACUGAUGGCAUAUGGGUUGACGAACGUAGGCUGCUCUUUCUUUCCUUGUUUUCCGGCUUCCGUAUCUCCACCAAGGAACAUGAUUCUUAGUUCUAUGGGUGCUAAAACAACUUUAAACGGUUUGUUUACAACAUGUGUAAUGUUAUUAGUUCUGUAUGUGCUUGGGCAACUAUUUGCGCAACUUCCGGUUCCGGCUUUGGCUGCCAUGAUUUUUGUUUCUGUGAAACCUUUGUUGCUUCAAGUGAGAAGUUUGCCGAAACUGUACCGGGUGAAUAUUUACGACAUGGUUAUUUGGAUAGCCACGUGUUCAAGUGGAAUCCUGCUUGACUUACCGUACGGACUUCUAGUUGGGAUAGGUGUUUCGUUUAUAACCGUUGUUGUUCAAAGCCAACGAACUGACACUGAGGUUAGAUAUAGAACCAACGACCAUAUAUUCAUGAAAAAAGAGCACCAGCCCCAUAUAUCUGAGUCAUCAAAAGUCGUUGUGUUCCAUAUGUGCUCUGCCCUCUAUUUUGCAACAUCAGAACGCUUCCGCAGGAGAAUUUACGAAUCUACACUUAACCCUCUGAAGAUGAAAUACAAACCGGUUCAGGAAAUAGAAGUGACGUUUAGUUAUUCUUCGUCGACAAAUACAGAAUCAAGCGUUCACAAAAAUUUAACGGACAACCCAAGCUUCGGAUUAAAAGGCCAUUAA
Messenger RNA from Ruditapes philippinarum (Manila clam), 2036 nucleotides. RefSeq names its product sulfate transporter-like. Gene Ontology annotation, biological process: transmembrane transport. NCBI's taxonomy places the organism in Eukaryota, Metazoa, Mollusca, Bivalvia, Venerida, Veneridae. Gene Ontology annotation, cellular component: membrane. Gene Ontology annotation, molecular function: oxalate transmembrane transporter activity; sulfate transmembrane transporter activity; chloride transmembrane transporter activity. The transcript is spliced from 3 exons. The record is from RefSeq and is a predicted model, not a curated record. The coding region runs from base 123 to 2036 and encodes 637 amino acids.